This is a messenger RNA of Capsella rubella, 939 nucleotides long. RefSeq names its product sm-like protein LSM1B. Gene Ontology annotation, molecular function: RNA cap binding. Gene Ontology annotation, biological process: deadenylation-dependent decapping of nuclear-transcribed mRNA. Lineage: Eukaryota; Viridiplantae; Streptophyta; Magnoliopsida; Brassicales; Brassicaceae. The transcript is spliced from 5 exons. The record is from RefSeq and is a predicted model, not a curated record. Gene Ontology annotation, cellular component: Lsm1-7-Pat1 complex; P-body. Bases 336 to 722 code for a protein of 128 amino acids.
AGAGAAAUCUCGGACACUUGAGCUCGCGUAGUUUCUUCGAAUUUUCACACCCAAGUGUGAUCGGAUCUGGGUUUUAUAUAUUUUUUUUGACGAAUCCGUGUCCCAAUCUUCGAUCUGGUGUAGAAAGUCCCAAUUUUUUUUUUAAUCCCUUAUCUCAAUUUAAACCCUUUUAGUCAAAACCCUAAUUUCCGCCUUUCUAUCAGAAUUUCGAGGAGUAGCCCAAUCGUAUAAUAUAAUCUCUUCAGCUAGAAUCUGAGCUCAUUAUUCCGGUUUGUGUUUUAUAGAAAAGACCGAAACUUUUCGUCAAUUCCAAGCGGGGACAGAGUCAGUGAGCGAUGUCUUGGGCUGGUCCUGAGGAUAUCUAUCUUUCAACCUCACUCGCUAGUUAUCUCGAUAGAAAACUACUUGUGCUCCUUAGAGAUGGUAGAAAGCUGAUGGGAACACUCCGUUCUUUUGAUCAAUUCGCCAAUGCGGUUCUAGAAGGUGCGUGCGAGAGGGUAAUUGUUGGUGAACAAUACUGCGACAUUCCUUUAGGCCUCUAUGUAAUCCGUGGAGAGAAUGUUGUCCUGAUUGGUGAGCUGGACACGGAGAGAGAAGAGCUUCCUCCUAAUAUGAUUCGCGUUUCAGAGGCAGAGAUUAAAAGGGCGCAAAAGGUGGAGAGGGAAGCGAGUGAGCUGAGAGGAACAAUGAGGAAGAGGAUGGAGUUCCUUGACUUUGAUUAAACCAGAUUGCGUCCCCAUUCAUUCUUGGCUUGAUGCUCUGCUUUGGCUCGCAAGUUUUAUGAUGAGCCUUUUUUGUGUGUUAAUUUAGGGGAUCGACGCAAGUCUUUAUGUUUCAUUUUGGAAGAAAAUAUGACAAAAAAUAAUCUCUGUCUACUUCUGUCUUCGGAUCUAUAUUAUCUUUUCAAGAGAAAAAUAUUUUGGAGUUUUUUUUUCCUCA